This is a messenger RNA of Maniola jurtina (meadow brown), 2669 nucleotides long. RefSeq lists its product as uncharacterized. Gene Ontology annotation, molecular function: hydrolase activity. The transcript is spliced from 15 exons. NCBI's taxonomy places the organism in Eukaryota, Metazoa, Arthropoda, Insecta, Lepidoptera, Nymphalidae. Bases 270 to 2522 code for a protein of 750 amino acids. The record is from RefSeq and is a predicted model, not a curated record.
GAGAUAAAGCAAAAAGGAGCAAAAAGUUAUUAUUUUGAAAUAAUUUCCAUUACCCACGUACUAAAAAACAACUAGCAAAUAAUUUUACCAAGACAUUAACUAUGGAGCUUUUGAAAUAUACUUAAUAGUUCGGUUGCAAAAUACAUAAGUAGGUACUUGUGGUAUUCACGUAGUCAUGUACCAAAUAAACAGCAUCAGAUCUUGUCGAUACAACUAAACCAUACCAUUCAAGAAACCUUUUGUUCUCAUAACAAGGAAUUUUGACGAUAAUGCCAGUACUGGAAGCGCCAAAAGUGGAGCUGGGCUCGGCUCCACGGACACCAAGCGUAAUCGCAUCACCAUCACCGCGGUCAGAAAUCUCCAGUGCCAGCUCGCCAGAACCGCAGAAUGUUCGCGCUACUCCACUUUUUAGGAUGUUGGCAAUGCCUCCGCCUGACCCGGAACAGCCGCCGGGCCAAGAUGAACUUGAGAGAAGAUUGCCCGGAUACAGACGCAUUGUUAUACCGAGAGAACUGACACUCAUUGAACUUUUGAAAGAGAGCAGUGGCGUGACAACGGACGAGGAAGUGCUGACGAUUCGUGAGGCAAAGUUGCGGGUGAUCGCGGAGCGCGUGGGUCUGCGGCGGCUGCACGUGCUCGCUCCGCGCUUACGCUCGCUCACGCUUGACGGAAGCGCUAUCUCGUCCUUGCGCGACCUUGGCAUUGGAUUAGUUCAUUUGAAGAACCUAAGCGUAAACAGAUGUGGCUUGACAUCCUUGGAUGGCAUCUGGGGCCUGGGUGCUUUGAGGGAGCUGCACGCGGCCGCCAACCGCCUUCACGAGCUGCAUCCGUUGGCGGCCAUGCAGAAGUUACAUACGCUUAAUUUAGCCGACAACCCCAUAGAAGAAUCGAGUCGCUUGUGGACCAUAGGAGUUUGCAGUUCGCUGCGCCGAUUGACUUUGCGAGGGACCCCCAUUUCGGACACGUUCAACUACCGUUCACUUGUUGCGUCUGCUUUACCGAUGCUUGUGACUUUAGAUGAUAUCCCCUUGAACCCAGAGGAAGAAGAUGAAAUUCCGGAAGAAAUACUGUCGGAAGGAUCUGCUCAUGAUAGUGCAGAAAGUGAUACGGAGGCGGAUAAACCCAAGUCGUUGCCUAAUGAUGUAGGAGCGUCACAAGAGCCUAGACCUGGACCUUCGAGCAUAUCACAAAGUCCAAGCGGCAAUUCAAAAGAGGAACUGGUUAGCAAACGUAAGAGAUUAUCCCAUCAACGUCCAGCUACCACCGAGUGUGCGGGAAUCCGACCAAAUCGACCUGAGCUGCCACGACGACCAAAGACGGCUUUAGAAAGGAGCAUAGAUGCUCCAAGUAGGUUGCAGAUUAUGAACACGCUUAUGGAUGAAGAAUGGCGUAGCAGCGGAAGUAAAUUGACAUCACACGAUCCAGUCUGUGGAAAUCUUGCGCGAGCCUUGAGACGAUCGCCGAAGGAAAAGCUCCGCAGUUCGAUGGAAUUAGAAAUCGUGGAGAAUACAAUGGAGGCAGCCUGUCGGGCUCUCGCCGCAGAAAUACCGCGCGCACCCAGCGCCGAGCAAUGGGCCAAGUUCAAGGAAGACACUGGUAAUCCGUUCAGUGAUCCAUGGGCGAUGAAACUGAAAUUGGUACCACCGGCGUGUUUGGUUGACCCGAAGUAUGGUGUACACAAAUAUAUCAAAGUAAAUAAUAUAAAACUGCAUUACGUGGACAGCGGUGACCAAUCCAAGCCGUUAAUGCUGUUUCUUCACGGAUUCCCUGAGUUUUGGUAUUCAUGGCGCCAUCAAAUAGUACACUUUAAUAAAGAUUAUCGGUGCGUCGCUGUCGAUAUGAGGGGAUAUGGAGACUCUGAAAGGCCCGAAGGUGUUUCAUUCUACAAAAUGGAGUUAUUGGUUGACGAUAUCAGAGAUCUAAUUCGGCAGCUAGGUUACGAGAAAUGUAUCCUCGUAUCACACGACUGGGGCGGAGUGGUGGCCUGCAGACUUCGUGACACAUAUCCGGACGCAUUGCACGCCCUUGUAAUGUUAGCUAGCACCUCUCACGAGGCUUGGAGUGAGUUGAUUUGGACAACUGACGAACAAAGGAAAAAAUCUGGAUAUGUGUUCAUGUUUCGGGCUCCUAAGAUUCCGGAGUUAUCACUGCAAAUGGAUAAUUUAGCAAUAUUCGACCAAGCCAUGCUCGUCAAAGGGAAGGAGUCUAUCACAGACCAAGAUAUUGAAUGUUUCAAGUAUUGGUUUGGAAAACAAAUGGCAUUCACCCCGCCUCUCGAUUACUACCGAGCGAAUUUCUCAUACACAUUUUCGAAGAAAGUUCACAAGGAGAACGUGCCAUUCCUCGCGGUGCAUGGUGGUAACGACCGCUACCUCAGCCAUUCCUUGCUGGACGUCAUGAAGGAAGCGUACACGCACAUUGAAACUGCGGUUGUCGAUGGAGUUGGACAUUUUAUGCAACAAGAGGAACCAGUUAAAGUUAAUAAACUCAUAAGGGACAUGUUGGCGAAGCAUAAUCUAUGAUAAUAUUAAAUCAUUUCUAACUAGUGAAGUUAGAAGUUUUUCUUUAAUUGUAUAAAUUAGGUAAAAGGUGAUUAAACUAAUUUGUAUCUAUUUUGUGUACAAUUAAAUUAUAAACUGCAAAUAUUAUUACAUUAUAAUUAAACUGGA